Messenger RNA from Rodentolepis nana, 279 nucleotides. Lineage: Eukaryota; Metazoa; Platyhelminthes; Cestoda; Cyclophyllidea; Hymenolepididae. The record is from the annotation of a GenBank genome assembly.
AUGGAUCAAGAGAAAGUCAUCACGAGUGUUAUCGUGUUCGUAGUCCAAUCUCAGCCAUUUCUUCCAGGCAGUCUUCGAAUGCCCCAGAAUCCUCAUCACGUUCAAGACGAAAGGCAGAAACAAGGAAUUCAAAAUUACGUAGAGGAGGAGGAGGUGGUGGUGGUGGAAAGAAAUCCUAUCAAAGUAGUCAUCGCAGUAGUCGUCCUCCUCUAUCACCAACAUCAUGUUAAGGUAGUAGAACUUGGGGGUGAUUGGAAACGUAAUCAAGGGUUCAUUUGA